CACACCGAUCCAUGUGGCGUGCCCUAAUUCUAUAGUCUAGUUUUAAAGUGAAGCACAGGAGGGCUCAUUACCAAAAUAUCGUUUCAAAUUUUAUGUUAAAAAUCACUAAAAAGGAUCGUUGCAUACUACAGCUAAUGAGCAAAAUCUUAUUACAGCAGGCCCAUCAUUGUAUCCUGUGUGCAUUGAAAUCUCCGGUGAAUCGAGUGAUGGCAUCGGCCAUAGGCAAGCCGAGACAAAGCUGCCAUGGCAGGCGGUGGCGUUGGCUCGCGGUCACGGGGGGUAAAAGGAGCUCGCGAAAGCGACGGCACACGCUGUCCGAAACCGGCAGUAGAUAACACGAGCCCGUGGGUUAGUCUCCCCCCUUCCCGGUAUGAGCAUGCUCGAGCCUGACCGCAGAACGUACGUGCUGGAAAGGCUAGCUGCUGGCGGCAAGCAACCAAAACUACCCGGUUCCAAAGGGGAAUUUGUACACAAACAGCAGCUGACAUGCAUUCUCGAACUUUUUUUUUGUACUGCUGCUCUACCUAUAUGAUCUCGACUUGAAAACAAACGGCCAGCUGCCAAGUCCCAAUCACCAGAUGGUACGAAUUUCAGAAGGAGGUGCGAGUAGCAGUUAUGGCCGCCAUGAACAGCCAAAUCAUGCGUGCGCAUCAAUGGCUAAGCUAAGCUAGCUCCUGGUUUUGGCCUUGCAACUUUUUUUUUUUGGGGUAACGGCAGAGGAGGAGAGUUCCAUCAGUGCAAGUUCCUCAUCAUCUCGUAGCUAGUACAGUAUUCCUCUAGCUCAUUGAUUCUCUUAAAGAUCGCCUUUUUCGAGACUGCUCGUUUGCAUCGGUCAUCAGUCCAUGGGAGCCACAUGCGAGAGUGAGGCCCCACACCACUUCCCUUCUCCUACUAAACUACGCGCACUUGUUCCAUGUCGCUGCCCGAGUGACCCCAUCGACAAAUCCUGGAUCCGCAGCUGGUGCAUGUAUAAGGACAUUCCUCGCUCGCGGCCAUUCACCGAAUCAGGCACUAGGAGUGGACUCUUUCCGGUCUCUCCUCCCCAGCUUGCCUUGUUCGUUCGUGUCGUGCGAGCCGGCCGGCAGAUCAGGUUGCUACUAGGCAGCUCGUCUUCUUGGAAUCAUCAAUGGCCAGCCGCGGCACGGCGUCCGGAGCGGCGGCGAUGGCGCUCUUGCUGUCGCUUGGGAUCAUUGGCGUCGCCCGCGGCCAGCUGCAGGUGGGGUUCUACUCCGACUCCUGCCCGGACGCCGAGGACACGGUCACCGCCGCCGUCCAGGACGCCGCCGCCAGCGACCCCACCAUCCUCCCCGCGCUGCUCCGCCUCCAGUUCCACGACUGCUUCGUCAGGGGGUGCGACGCGUCGGUGCUGAUAAGGAGCGCGAGCAACGACGCCGAGGUGGACAACGGCAAGAACCAGGGCCUGCGCGGCCAGGACGUGGUCGACGCCGCCAAGGCGCAGCUCGAGGACCAGUGCCCCGGCGUCGUCUCCUGCGCCGACAUCAUCGCCCUCGCCGCGCGCGACGCCGUCGCCAUGACGGGCGGGCCGUCGUUCGACGUGCCGACGGGGCGGCGCGACGGCCUGGCUUCCAACCUCCGCGACGCCGACGUGCUGCCGGACGCCGCCGACUCCAUCAGCGUGCUCCGGUCAAGGUUCGCCGCGGCCGGUCUCAACGACCGCGACCUCGUCCUCCUCACAGGUAUGUCCCUCGCAAUCGCAGUCUUCACAUGCGCACGGACGUCAACACAGGCUGAAACAGUUGGUGCGGCAACGCCAACCGCAGCGGCGCACACGGUGGGCACGACGGCGUGCUUCUUCGUGAAGGACCGGCUGUACGGCUUCCCUCUCCCGGGCGGCAGGACGGGGUCGGACCCGUCCAUCCCGGCGCCGUUCCUGGCGGAGCUCAAGGCCCGGUGCCCGCGGGGCGACUUCAACACGCGGCUGCCGCUGGACCGCGGCAGCGGGGGCGCCUUCGACGACUCCAUCCUCCGCAACAUCCGGUCGGGGCUCGCCGUGAUCGCCUCCGACGCCGCGCUCGCCGGCAGCAACGCCACCCGCGCGCUCGUCGACGCGUACCUGGGCCCCGCGGCGGGCAGCUUCCAGGGGGACUUCGCCGCCGCCAUGGUGAGGAUGGGCAGCAUCGGCGCCAUCACCGGCGACGGCGACGGCGACGGCGGCGAGGUCAGGGACGUCUGCUCCGCCUUCAACACCAACUGAUCAAAAGUUCUCAUAGAGAGAGAGAGAGAUAAUUGCUUGUGUGUACAUUUGAUUUCUUGAUGAGUCGAUUGGUUUUCGAGAAUUUAACCAGAAAUUCAAGGGAAAUGGUUACUUGAAAAGGAGGGCGCACGGAGGAACUGUGCGGUGGAAUUGAUUGGGAACUUUUGUUGCAGCGAUGCGAUGCAAGUACACUGCAUGCAUGUGAGAUGUGAUGGUUUAUUCGUAGGAGCGGAGCUGUGCUGUGCUGUGCGUGCGUGCACGGGCGUCCUGAAAAAAGAUGAUGAUAAAUUGGCGAGCUCGUCCAGCACCAACAGCACCGCGCGCGUCUAGUCAGCAGA
Messenger RNA from Panicum hallii, 2553 nucleotides. RefSeq names its product peroxidase 43-like. Lineage: Eukaryota; Viridiplantae; Streptophyta; Magnoliopsida; Poales; Poaceae. Gene Ontology annotation, cellular component: plasmodesma; plant-type cell wall. The transcript has 3 exons. Gene Ontology annotation, molecular function: peroxidase activity; heme binding. Bases 1127 to 2215 code for a protein of 362 amino acids. Gene Ontology annotation, biological process: response to oxidative stress; hydrogen peroxide catabolic process. The record is from RefSeq and is a predicted model, not a curated record.